Messenger RNA from Staurois parvus, 763 nucleotides. NCBI's taxonomy places the organism in Eukaryota, Metazoa, Chordata, Amphibia, Anura, Ranidae. The record is from the annotation of a GenBank genome assembly.
AUGGGGACCCCCUGAGCUAUAUACCUUCUCAGCCUACCUAUUGUAUUUGAGCUAUAUAUCCCAUACUGACCUCUUAGAUGUCUGAGCUAUAUACCACACUGACCUGGAUACCCUGAGGGUAUACCCAGACUGACCUCUGCUAUGCUAUAUACCUGGGACAGAAGGGAGACCUCUGUAUGGGGACCCCGGAGAUGGCGGUCGACGUUCUGGGUUAACAAUGAGCAAAGGUGAUGCCGGAGACCCCGGGGCCCCUGGCGAGCCUGGCUCUAUAGGAUACAAGGGUCCAGAGGGGCCCCUAGGGCCUCCAGGAGAGCCCGGCCUACCUGGAUCCAAAGGAGCGAUGGCGGAUGGCAGGAGCCAGCAGCGGCCGGCGUUCUCAGCGGUCUACACCGGCAUGAAGGAGAACAUGUUGCUCUUCGGGGACAUCAUCACCAAUCAGGAGGGGGUGUAUGACGGUUCCUCGGGGCGCUUCCUCUGUGCCGAGCCCGGCUACUAUUACUUCACCUUCCAGGUGGUCUCCAUCGGAGAUCUCUGCCUCCAUAUCUGGGCCAAACUCGGGGCCAACAACGCCAAGAAACUGCUCAGCUUCUGCGACCGGAACACGUCCAACCGCAACCAGGUCAACUCUGGAGGAACCGUCAUCAACCUGGACCGCAACGACCAGGUGUGGCUGGAGACCGACGCCAAGAGCCGCAGAAUCGCCAGUAAAGACGCCAGCAGCAGCGUGUUCAGCGGAUUCCUGCUCUUCCCCCCGCGUAGAAUG